CAGAUUUUCAGAUUGCGAUAUGAUUCCACCGUUAAUUGAGGCGUGUUUGGAGAACGAUAUCUACAAAGUUGAGAGCUGCUUURUUUUUGGACAUGUUAAUGUGAACAAACAGCGUGAUCAGCGAGGGAGAACUCCAAUGCACAUAGCAGCAUCUCGAGGAAAUGUAGAAAUGUUAAAGUUGCUUUGCCGUCAUGGAGGUGAUUUAACUGUUACGGAUAAUAUUGGGAAUACACUUCUACACUUGUGUAAUCAUGUGAAYGUGUUGAAUUUUCUUCACGAACAAGGAUUAUCGCCCUUUGAAAGAAACAAUAAUGGUGAUACUCCUUCAAUGCUUGCCGAACGCUUUGGUGCUAGUCAGGAAGUGAUUGAACUUCUCUACAAGAUGGAACAGGAUGAGAUGCAAGAUGAGCCGCCAAGAAGCUGCCCAGUGUUUGGUAGAWAUAGGACAACUCACARCUCCACUUCAGACAAAAACUAUUUGAGUUGGACUGAUGAUGUUCUAUCAGAGUUUGGWCCUUAUAAAGUGUUGGUGUUUUUGUUGGUUAUAGCUUGUUUGUCACUUUACCUGACUUACUAUAUUAUUGGUGAGAUGCCUUUUAGUUCAAAAACACUGAAUGAAGUACAGUAUCAUAGUUAGUAAAUGGUYGAAAAGACAAAGUUGUGACAGCUGUUACUAAAAGUAAAAGGUCAUUUCCCCAAGUUUAACUUGAACAGUGAUAGAAUGUGCCAUUCUUAGYCCAUUCUCCAACUGAAAAGAGGAGAAAUUCAUGGAUUAGCACACAUGGAUUAACUUAAAAACCUUUUUAGGGACAAGAAUGAGAUGUGGUCUACAAAUUUGUAAAACAAGACUGACACAUCAUUAGUUUUACUACAUCUUAGUCAUGAUUGAUUGUCCAUUGCAGUUAUAGACAUYGAUGUCUCAUAGUCAUAGAGUCAAUUUCGUAUGAGUUGGAAAUGUACGGUAGAAAUUACCGCACCGUUACCACACAGUUACCGGACCUGACCUGGACAAUUUUUUAUUUGGUUACAGUAUGAUUACAAUUACAGUACAGUACCGUCUGUUUCCCACUCGUACGAAAUUGACUCUAUCACAACUGGCAGUUGUCUCUCUCAAGUUGUUUUUGUCAAAUUUCCACCCCAAAGUAAUGCUCUUCUUAUAUGGGAGGGACAGGAAGCCUGAAAAGAAGCAGAGGCUUCUACUGCGACUACAGGGACACUUCCCCUGAUGACUAGAAAGUAGAGUGAUUGUUAGCACCAAAUUAUGAAUGCAACAGGCCCUAUAAAGCUCAAUCACAUACCUUGCACCAACUGAUUCAUGACAGAGGAUCAAUUUCAUACUCAGAACCCCAUUAACUUUCUGUCUGUGACAAAGAGCGUGGCACAGCUAGAGGUCAGAAGAAAGCAGGCUCUGGAGAAUGGGAUUGUGUCUGGAUGUUCAGUGGUUGGAAGUUAAAAUUUCAAUGAACAACCUCACAACUGCAAUAACUAUUUAUGUAAUAUAAAAACAAGUGGGUUAAAUUGUCAGACAGCUAAUUUUAUUUAAAUGUGGUCUUUAAAAUGCAUGUAAAGAAUCUUUAGCUGCCAAGGCUCGAAAUAAUGUCUGGACAUACGCAGGACAUAAUGUUGUUCCAAACACUUUUUUGGAAGGUCAUGAUGAAUUUUUAAAGAUAGGGCUGGUAAACACGUCCUUUCAAAUUCUGAUUUGACAGGAUAUUUAGCAAAUUUGGAAGGACAUUGUCCUUUGACCUCCCCUUAUUUCAAGCCCUGAGCUGGUAAUCAGCACAGCUCCAGAGUAGUGCAUGGUGUGAACAGGAUAGCUUCAAUCUGGAGUAAAAAACACUGAGGCACCUUUCAAUUAUCAUGGCUUUUUCAGAAAUGAGUAGAGGAGUGGGGACAAGUUUCAAAAUGAAAUUAAAUAAUGGACCCCAAAUUUGCUUCCACAUAUUGAAACUGUCAGUGACUGUUGUUUUCACUUUCAGUCUUUGUAGUCUACGUGCACACCAUUAUUUCAGUAAUAAAUAAUUCUUGCAGAAA
Messenger RNA from Exaiptasia diaphana, 2034 nucleotides. Its product is annotated as ankyrin repeat domain-containing protein 46. The record is from RefSeq and is a predicted model, not a curated record. Lineage: Eukaryota; Metazoa; Cnidaria; Anthozoa; Actiniaria; Aiptasiidae. Gene Ontology annotation, molecular function: protein binding. The coding region runs from base 20 to 637 and encodes 205 amino acids. The transcript has 2 exons.